Molecule: messenger RNA, 1113 nt
Organism: Rhopilema esculentum
Lineage: Eukaryota; Metazoa; Cnidaria; Scyphozoa; Rhizostomeae; Rhizostomatidae
Product: small ribosomal subunit protein uS2-like
Biological process (GO): translation
Cellular component (GO): small ribosomal subunit; ribosome
Molecular function (GO): structural constituent of ribosome
Source: RefSeq, a predicted model, not a curated record
GCCAGAUCAAAACCUCACAUGUCACUAGAAUUUAGCCUUUUACAACCCAGUGGCGUUCACGUUAAAGUUGUCCAUCGUAACUUCAUUUCCGGAACAACUACAAGAUGUCGGGUUCACUUGAUAUAUUACAGUUAGAUAAGUCAGAUGUUGUCAAGUUUCUUGCCAGUGGCACUCACCUUGGUGCUACCAAUGUCAACUUCCAAAUGGUCAGCUAUGUCUACAAACGAAAGCCAGAUGGUAUCCACAUAAUUAACUUGAGAAAAACAUGGGAGAAGUUGGUUCUUGCUGCUAGGAUUAUUGCAGGCAUUGAGAAUCCAGAAGAUGUUUGUGUCAUCUCCUCAAGACCCUAUGGAACUCGUGCUGUCCUUAAGUUUGCCCAAGCAACUGGUGCAAAUCCAAUUGCUGGACGUUUUACACCAGGAACAUUCACCAAUCAAAUCCAAAAGGCUUUCAGAGAGCCACGUCUCCUUGUUGUCACAGACCCACACAGCGAUCAUCAGGCUAUCACUGAGGCAUCAUAUGUCAACAUCCCAGUAGUUGCCCUUUGCAACACAGAUUCUCCUCUGAGAUAUGUUGAUGUUGCUAUUCCAUGCAACAACAAGGGUGUUCACUCUAUUGGUGUUAUGUGGUGGAUGCUUGCAAGGGAAGUUCUCAGACUGAGAGGAAUAAUUAGCCGAAAAACAGCAUGGGAAGUCAUGCCCGAUCUGUACUUCUACAGAGACCCAGAUGAGAUUGAAAAGGAGGAACAGCAAGCUGCUGCAGCCAAAGCUGAUGCCAAAGUUGAUGACCAAGUCUACCAAACUGAUUGGGGCUACCAACAAGAUCAAACUGUUGCCACAACUGAGACUGCAGACUGGGGCUCUGGUGUUGCUGCAACUCAAGAUUGGGGUGCUGAGCCAGCCACUACUACUGGAUUCCAAGCACCUGCUGCAUUUACUGCCACAGUUCCUCAAGCUACUGAUGAAUGGGGUGCAGAGGCUGGUGGAAACAGAGAAUGGGGUGCUUCAGCUGAACAACCUGCUGCUGACUGGGGUGCUGCCACUAAUGACAACUGGUCAUAAGAAAAUACAGCUAAUGUUAUGAAUAUAAGAGAAUGAGAAACAAAAGUUUAAA